AGUCAACAAUGUCGUCACGGUGGCCUUUCAAGCGACGCAAGUCUCCUUCCCUGGGCAGGGGUAAUCCGUUGUCUCUGGAUCUCAGCGAAGAGAUUGGGUAUGAAGCGCCACUGUCCUCUAAGGAUACACGGUUUGCGUACGAGUACCAAACCUCGCUCAGCAAACUCGGCGGGCAAAGCGGCAGCUCGACAGUGACGGGAAGGGCUUCCUGGGCAAGCGUGAAAUUGAUUUCUACACAUUCGCACAGCUGUUGCUCUCCUCAAUCUACAGGAAUGUAUCGAGCUAGAGGACAGUAUCCCAUUGCGGGGAUUGUCGAACUGACUCUUCACACCGCUAUGACGGUGGAGAAGGUGUCCAUCGCGCUUAUCGGGCGGUUCACGAACAGAGGAUCCCACAAAUCGCACGUCUUCCUGGACAAUUGCAUGACCCUAUGGGAUAGUUGGAUGGGUAACCCGAGACUUGGCGCGACGAACGCGAUGGGUUGGAACCCGCAUGCUCAGGUGUUCUCAGCGAAACUUCUGGGAUCAUACAAUUGGCCGUUCGAAUUCGCGCUUGCACCAAUGCAUGCAUCCUUCCACACUGAGUCGAUAGAAACCAGGUUCGACCUCCCGCCGAGUUUUGAAGAAGAGCGAAUUCAUGCCAAGGUGGAGUACCAGUUGGUGUUGACGGUCGAAGGGGGCAAUCCCCGGACGAAUGUCAGGUUACCAAUCCCAGUUCAUUACACGCCAGAUGCUCCUUCGUCGGGGCGCCCGCAGCGGAGACCACAGGGGAUGAUGACUCCAAUGGAGGAUCCCAGCGCAUGGUGUGCUCUUCCUGGUGUGCAGAUUGAGGGUACGGUUGUGCGUCGAAGAGUCCAUGCCCAUGCUUCGCUCUACGUUGGUAGCUCGCUAUCGUAUGCAACGGGGUCCUUCAUUCCGUGUUACAUUACCAUUGGUGUGGAUGACCCGCUUGCGCUCGACAUCCUGGCGACAUCUCAGAGGCUGGUCGUGAAGCUUCUGAGAAAGGUGACAUACCUCCAAGGAGACCCUACGGCUUCAUCGACAUCGUAUCGUCAGGCAAAAGCGUGCUUCAAGCAGGCGGAGGUGAUCUCCGAGUGUGGACGCGCGGUGUGGGUGGUUCCCCCAUUCGCGCCCGUGGAGCACCCAAGAACGCGUCAGUUCUAUGGAGAGAUCCACCUCUCGGAAGACUUGAAGCCGAGUUAUAGUUCUCCCAUUCUCUCCAUAUCUUAUGCCAUCCAAUACCUCAGUUUCGAUUGCACAGCUUUCGAACAAGCGAACGAAUUGAAAGUCUGUGGCGUGGAAAUUACUGAAAACUUUACCGGGCAGCAUUCUGGCGGCUUCAUCUCUAGAUGUUACUCAAAUAACGACCAACAAGUUAAACUGAAAGAUGUACAAGGACUUCCAAGCGACUUUUCUCACUUCUCUUUCUGACACUGGUUGAAACGAUGUCACCGCAACUCGUAUACUGUACCACAUUCUAUAAUGUUCUUGAAAACUUCUAAUGACUUUUGGACUGAUUUCUCGUUUUUGACAUACCCUUUACGAUAUCACUCGACACGUGGUCAAAUCAUGCUGUACUUUUAGCUUUCACAACUCUAAUGCUGACACGAUUCUACCUGCUUU
This is a messenger RNA of Coprinopsis cinerea okayama7#130, 1622 nucleotides long. RefSeq lists its product as hypothetical. The coding region runs from base 9 to 1430 and encodes 473 amino acids. The record is from RefSeq and is a predicted model, not a curated record. The transcript is spliced from 6 exons. NCBI's taxonomy places the organism in Eukaryota, Fungi, Basidiomycota, Agaricomycetes, Agaricales, Psathyrellaceae.